AUGCUGGCACAAACUGUAGCGGCAACGUUAGCCGGCUGCGUUGGAUGCCAGGCUGGGGUUGAGAUGCUGCAAAGGGAAGUGAAAAAUAGCCUCAAUCUUCUUACUCUGGCCACAUGUAUAUUUGUCUCUCUAGAAGGCCUUAUCUUCCACUCAAAAAUGCUCCGAGUUAAACAAGCAAUUCCAACACGGGUAUAUCUCAAAAUUGUAUGUAUUUUCUUUGUUGUGAAUUUUUGUAAUAACUAUGCUAUAAAGUGCGAUGUCUACUUUCCGCUCUUCAUCAUUUUUAAGUCGGGUUCCCUACUAGCGAAUAUUAUAUUUGGUUUUACCUUGCGAGGACAUGUAUAUACUCCAAGGGAAAUAUUUUCUGUAUUUAUUGUCACCGGUGGAAUUGUUAUCUUCACACUUGCGAGUUAUGAAAGAAAACCGUCCACAUCAACUUCUGAUGUUGAAUUCUUUGGCAUCCCGCCAUUCUUCAUCGGAGUUGCGCUGCUCACCGUCGCACUGAUGUUAAGCGCAUACCUUGGAGUUUGCCAAGAAGACAUGUACAAAGUGCACGGAAAACAUGCGAAGGAAUCUAUGUUCAUGGUGCAUACACUUUCCAUACCCGGCUUUUUGCUUCUUGGCGGUGAGAUCACUGAAGCUUUCCAUGCAGCUAACAACACCGAGCAAUUGAAUUUGUUUGGUUACGACCUAAUUAUACCAGUUGCGUGGGCGAACAUUUUUGGAAUAUGCAUCUUACAAUACAUCUGCAUCAAUAACGUCUAUCGUCUCACAGCACUAACCACUUCACUGAAUGUAACUAUGUUCAAUUUCACGUUGCUCUUCCCUGUUGGAUUUUCCUUGGAUGCUACCGUAAAUGCAGCUGUAGUGAACGAGCACAAAAGAUACGGUGACAUCUUGCAGGCUGAUUUUCUGGAUACACGUAGAAAUCUGACGUUGAAGACCUACGCACACUCUCAUUUCAUUAGCCAAUUCUGCACAAAUGUGCGAGCUUUUAUACGAGUUGAUGGCGAUGUUGCUUGGAAUGUUGAGCUUCUAUUCGAUUAUUUGUCCAAGAACGAUUUGGAACAGAACAUUUUAUACUGUCAAACUAAAAGAAGAGCCACUCCUCUACGGGAUAAUACUAGCGAUUGGUAUAUUACAAUGGAAGAAUAUCCAUAUAAAUUUUUUCCGGAAUAUUGCCUCGGUGACAUGUAUGUCGCUAUCCCGUCCACAGUCGCCACACUACGCGACGAGUCCAAUAAUGUGCCAUUCUUUUGGGUAGAUGACAUUUUUACAACUGGAAUUGUUGCGAGAGAGGCUGGAAUUACGUUUGAGGAUUUGCCGAUCAGCGUUGAUAGACUUGAUUAUGGGCAUUUCUACGAAGGACAAUGA
Molecule: messenger RNA, 1374 nt
Organism: Necator americanus (New World hookworm)
Lineage: Eukaryota; Metazoa; Nematoda; Chromadorea; Rhabditida; Ancylostomatidae
Exons: 11
Coding region: 1-1374 (457 amino acids)
Biological process (GO): transmembrane transport
Cellular component (GO): endoplasmic reticulum membrane; Golgi membrane
Molecular function (GO): UDP-N-acetylglucosamine transmembrane transporter activity; UDP-xylose transmembrane transporter activity; hexosyltransferase activity
Source: RefSeq, a predicted model, not a curated record